Messenger RNA from Erythranthe guttata (spotted monkey flower), 1732 nucleotides. Its product is annotated as aspartic proteinase CDR1. Lineage: Eukaryota; Viridiplantae; Streptophyta; Magnoliopsida; Lamiales; Phrymaceae. The record is from RefSeq and is a predicted model, not a curated record. Gene Ontology annotation, cellular component: extracellular region. Gene Ontology annotation, molecular function: aspartic-type endopeptidase activity. Gene Ontology annotation, biological process: proteolysis.
AAAUAAUGGUUCAUUGUUCUUCAUUAAUCUUACAAAGAAAAUGGCAAAUACAAUGAGCUUCAAAUCCAUUUUCAUAACCUAUGUAGCAUCACUAAUAAUAAUAAUAAUUUCCCUUAUCUCCAUCUCGAAAUGCGAUGCAUCUUCGUCGAAAUCGGGUUUCACCGUCGACCUAAUCCACAGAGAGUACUCCCCUCAAUCCCCUUCGUACGACCCGUCGCUAUCGCCCUACCAACGUCUCGCAAACGCGGUCGAGAGAUCGAGAGAUCGCGCCCGUCGGUUCGACACGAAGAGGAUCGAAUCCAAACAAACGGACCCUCGACCGGAAAUCGUCAACGCAAGAGGAGAGUACCUCAUCCAAUACUCGAUCGGCACUCCGCCGGUCUCGUCGUUGGGCAUUUUCGACACGGGGAGCGACCUUUUGUGGACUCAAUGCAAGCCCUGUCUGAAAUGCUUUACGCAAAAACUUCCGAUCUUUACGCCAAACGCUUCCUCCACGUACCGACGAAUCCCAUGCAACAACCCGAAGUGCACUUCCUUGAAAGAAACCUUCUGCAGCAAAUCCCGGAAAAAAAACUGCCUAUAUGGGGAGAAUUACGCCGACGGAUCCUCCACAAACGGCGAGCUCGCUCUAGAUACAUUGACACUAGCCUCUAGCACUAAGGGCAAAACGGUCAUUUCCCCGAAUUUCAAAUUCGGGUGCGGAUUCAGCAACAACAUGCCGUUUACAGCUGGCGAAUCGGGGAUCGUGGGUCUCGGAGGCGGGCCCGCCUCGCUGGCGAGGCAACUGCCGUAUGCUCGGGGGAGAUUCGCUUACUGCCUCGUGUCGUUGUCGGACAAUAGGUCGAACUCGAGCAAGUUGAGUUUCGGGGCCCGCGCUAGGGUUUUGGGACGGGGGGUGGUUUCGACCCCCAUGGUCCGGAAGGAUCCCGAGACGUUCUACUACUUGACGAUGGAAGGGAUCACCAUCGGGAACCAACGGCUGAGAUUCGACGAUGACAAAAACCCUAGAGCACGUCCGGAGGGCAAUAUUAUCAUCGAUUCCGGGACGACGUUGACUUUGCUACCGUUCGGUUUGUACGAUAGGAUUGUGAAGGCGUUAAAGAGUAGUAUAAAGUUGAAGGAGAUUGAGGAUCCACAAGGGGUGUUGGAACUUUGCUAUUAUUCGAAGGAUGACGCGAUCAAGAUGCCACGUGUCACCGUGCACUUCAGAGGGGCGAAUGUGGACUUGAAGCAAGACAAUGUUUUUGUUCGGACGAGUGAAACGUCGGUGUGCUUGGCGGCGCGGCCGGUCGAAGGCGAGGCUAUUUAUGGAAACUUGUGGCAGGUGAAUUUCUUGGUCGGGUACGAUCUUUCGAAGAGGACGGUGUCGUUUAAGGCUGCCGAUUGUGGUCGACCGUGAUUAAAAAAAAAAUUAUUUAGAUAAAAAAAAAUAAUAUAGAUCUUGAACUUAUGUAAUUAAUUUCAAGAUUUUUAUAAGUUAAUGAAGGGAAGAUUCAAAAUGAGUCAUGAAUAUAAGUCUAAUUCCUUAACUAAAAUGCUAAAUAACUAAAAUUAUCGAAUCACGCACACGUUAAAAUCCUCCAACACCGAAAAAAACCAUACUUGUUUUCUACCACAAAAUCAGACACCAAAAAAUUCAAAGUAGAAAUUUGAGGAAAAUCUUCACAAAUUUAAGCUACAUUUAUGUAGCUACUAAUUUCAUGGUUUGAACGAAUUCCCCGAUUUCUCUCUU